Molecule: messenger RNA, 736 nt
Organism: Neopsephotus bourkii (Bourke's parrot)
Lineage: Eukaryota; Metazoa; Chordata; Aves; Psittaciformes; Psittacidae
Gene: MRPL14
Product: mitochondrial ribosomal protein L14
Exons: 3
Coding region: 19-486 (155 amino acids)
Biological process (GO): translation
Cellular component (GO): ribosome; mitochondrion
Molecular function (GO): structural constituent of ribosome
Source: RefSeq, a predicted model, not a curated record
UCUUCCAGAUCUGCCUAUAUGACAGGGUGGAUAACCAGAAUCCAAAUGGCUCUCUUGAACAGGUGGUUGGGUUUAUCCUUAACCCAUCUAAGCAGGACGGUGAUCCAGCGGCACUUGAGUUUCACUGGAGCAUGCCAAGCAAUACAGAAGCUCACCCGUGUGCGAGUGGUGGACAACAGCACCUUGGGGAACACACCGUACCAUCGGCCACCAAAAUGUAUCCAUGUGUAUAACAAGACUGGGGUUGGCAAAGUAGGAGACAAGAUCCUUCUGGCUAUUAAAGGAGAAAAGAAGAAGGCUUUAAUUGUAGGGCACAAGAUGCCUGGUCCCACCAUGACGCCUAGAUUUGAUUCCAACAAUGUGGUACUCAUAGAUGACAAUGGAAAUCCAUUAGGGACUAGAAUAAAAACACCAAUACCCUAUAGCCUGCGACAGAGAGAAGGAGAGUUCUCCAAAAUAUUGGCCAUUGCCCACAACUUCGUAUGAAAGAUAAGAAGGGUGUCUGGCAAUUGUGUUUAUAUGCUUUCAUACAGUAGCUGUUCCUUGGUCCUUUUCUAGGAAAGAAAACAGUAAAAAGUGAAAAAGUUGAGGUUCAUCAAGAGUCUCUUCAUGUAUAAGAAUUGCAGGCAACUAAUUUAAAUGUUGGAAUACCUUGUUUUGCUCUAAAAGAAGGUUGAUGUAUUUCACAGAACAUCUGCAGUGUGUCUAUAGUCAUUAAAAUGAGAACAUGAAAAUC